Molecule: messenger RNA, 10234 nt
Organism: Parasteatoda tepidariorum (common house spider)
Lineage: Eukaryota; Metazoa; Arthropoda; Arachnida; Araneae; Theridiidae
Source: RefSeq, a predicted model, not a curated record
UAGAUUCUUGAAGAUUCUAAAAUGCGGUUUGAGGAAAAAUUAACUGCUGUCAUUAAAAAAGUGAAGAAUGAUUUGCAGAAUUUGUCAGAACAUACAAGUGAUCUUGUGACCCUUGGUGACGUAUCCAUGGUUCAAGAAUACAGGAAGGAAGCACUCCAGCUCCACAGAAGAAUCAAAAUGGCUGAAGCAUCCAUUGCAUGGAUCAAUGAGGAAGAGUCUCUGGCAAAGCAAGCACCAAGCACUUAUCCUGAAGUUGAGACGAUAUUAAAUGCCAUUAAUCCUUUUAUCCAACUCUACCAGCUUUUUAUUGAUUGGGACGAGGCUGAAAAAGAGUGGAUGGAAGGUGGGUUUUAUGAAUUAGAUGCCACAGCUAUUGAAGCCAAAGUGUCAGAAUUUAAAAUUAAAGCUUUCAAAAUAAAGAGAGGCUUGCAAAAUAUUUUGAAGGAGAAACUGAAGGAAUCAAAAAGAAAUACAGUCACAGAAGUAACACUUCCUCCUCUGGAAAUUGCAGACAAUGCUAUUAAGAGAAUUACCAAAUUUGCCCGAAUUGUGCCAGCCAUUAUAGUUUUGUGCAAUCCUGGAAUGAAAUUGCGCCAUUGGAAGAUGGUGUCUGAGAUUGUGGGGAAGAGAGUGAUACCUGACACUUCGACAACAUUCAAGGACCUCAUUGAAAUGAAUGUCCAUGAUUAUGUGGAAGAGAUUGCUCCCAUCAGUACAAAAGCAUCUCGGGAACUUGGUUUAGAGAAAGCUCUGAAAAAGAUGAAAGAGGAGUGGCAAGAUAUACGGUUCGUUACAGUAGCUCACCGAGACACAGGAACUUAUGUUCUGUCCUCGGUAGAUGACAUUCAGACUCUGCUGGACGACCACAUCGUGAAAACUCAAGCCAUGAGGGGAUCUCCUUUUGCGAAGCCUUUCGAAGGAGAGAUCAAGGAAUGGGAAGAUGUUCUGAAAUUGACUCAAGACUCCAUUGAUGAGUGGCUAAAAGUGCAAAUGCAGUGGCUUUAUUUAGAGCCCAUAUUCUUCUCUGCCGAUAUAUUGCAGCAGAUGCCAAGGGAGGGGGCUCUUUUCCAAUCAGUCGAUCACAUCUGGAGAGAUAUAAUGCGAAACACAACUGAGAAACCAAAUGUUUUAGAUAACACUUCAACACCAAAAGUUUAUGAGGAACUCUGCAAUUGUAACAGCAUGCUUGACAAAAUUAACAAGGGGUUGAACUCGUACUUAGAAAAAAAGAGACUUUAUUUUCCUAGAUUCUUCUUUCUGUCAAAUGAUGAGAUGCUGGAGAUUCUCUCUGAAACAAAAGAUCCACUGAGAGUUCAGCCUCACUUGAAGAAGUGUUUUGAAGGCAUAGCAAAUCUGGACUUUGAUGAAGACUUGAAAAUAACGGGUAUGCUCAGUAGUGAGGGUGAAAAAGUAUUUUUCACGAGUGUUAUAUCAACCAAGGAUGCUGGUGGCCAAGUUGAGAAAUGGUUGCUCCAGGUUCAAGAUGUUAUGUUGGUGUCAGUAAGAAGUGUUAUCUUUGACGCUCACAAGUCCUACUCAUUGGUUCCUCGCAUCAAGUGGAUUGUGGAGUGGCCAGGACAGGUGGUACUGUGCGUGUCGCAGAUCUACUGGACUGCAGAAGUGCAUGAUGCAAUUGCUGGUGGGAUGCAAUCCAUGAAAAAUUUCUCUGGUAAACUGAAUGAGCACCUGGCUGAAAUUGUUGACUUGGUGAGAGGAAAGCUGACCAAGCAAGUGAGGACGACCAUCGGAGCAUUGGUGGUUAUUGACGUCCAUGCUAGGGAUGUUGUUCUAGAUUUAAUAAAGAAUGGUGUUGAAGAUGAGCAUGAUUUCCAGUGGUUAGCUCAGCUUCGGUAUUAUAUUGAAAUGUAUGAAGAUGUUGAACAAGUUCGUGUUCAGAUCACAAAUGCUAAUGUCAAAUAUGCAUAUGAGUAUUUGGGAAACUCCCCUAGAUUAGUAAUAACACCUUUGACAGAUCGUUGUUAUCGUACCCUGAUUGGGGCAUUUCAUCUCCACCUGAACGGAGCUCCCGAGGGUCCAGCAGGAACUGGAAAAACAGAGACUACAAAAGAUUUGGCAAAAGCCUUAGCUGUCCAGUGUGUAGUUUUCAAUUGCUCAGAUGGACUGGAUUACAUUGCAAUGGGGAAGUUUUUUAAGGGUUUAGCUUCUGCCGGUGCAUGGGCAUGUUUUGAUGAAUUUAAUCGUAUUGAAUUGGAAGUACUUUCUGUAGUAGCACAACAGAUCCUAUGUAUUAUCCGUGCUGUGAGAGCUGAUGUCAAAACCUUCACUUUUGAGGGAACUGAACUAAAUUUAAAUCCAAACUGUUAUGUGUGCAUCACAAUGAAUCCGGGCUAUGCUGGAAGGUCAGAAUUACCAGACAAUCUCAAAGUGCUGUUUCGUACUGUGGCCAUGAUGGUGCCAGACUAUGCCAUGAUUGGAGAGAUCUCGCUAUAUUCCUAUGGAUACUUAGACGCCAGGAAUCUGGCAGUGAAAAUAGUGACCACCUACAGACUGUGCUCUGAACAGCUCUCAUCCCAGAGCCACUAUGAUUAUGGAAUGCGAGCUGUAAAAGCAGUUUUAGCUUCUUCUGGAAAUCUGAAAUUGAAAUUUCCCGAUGCGGAGGAAGACAUACUGCUUCUGAGAUCUAUUUUGGAUGUGAAUUUGCCAAAGUUUUUGUCUCACGACAUUCCAUUAUUUGAGGGAAUCAUAUCAGAUCUUUUCCCUGGUAUCACUUUACCCAAACCUGACUAUCAAGUUUUCUUGGGAGCCGUGAAAGAAGUCUGUGAAAAAAGGAAUCUCCAAGCAGUGGAUGUAUUUAUUUCUAAAAUUAUCCAGACGUACGAGAUGAUGGUUGUUAGGCAUGGUUUUAUGCUUGUUGGUGCUCCAAAUGCUGGGAAGACAUCCGUCUUGCAUGUCCUGGCUGACACCCUAUCCCUCCUCAAAGAAAGAGGUGACAUGGAGGAGGAAGCAGUUACUUAUCGAACUGUGAAUCCAAAGUCUGUUACGAUGGGACAACUGUUUGGAGAAUUUGAUCCUGUCACAUAUGAGUGGUCCGAUGGCAUUGUGGCUAUUACAUUUCGGGAAUUUGCUUUUUCUAAAAGCCCUAACAGGAAGUGGGUAGUAUUCGAUGGUCCAGUUGAUACCCUCUGGAUAGAAAGCAUGAACACUGUCUUGGAUGAUAACAAAAAACUUUGUCUGAUGAGUGGAGAAAUCAUCCAAAUGUCUAAUUUAAUGAGCAUGAUCUUUGAAGUCAUGGAUUUAUCACAAGCUUCACCAGCUACAGUUAGUCGGUGUGGUAUGAUUUACAUGGAACCCACUGCUCUUGGUCGGGUGCCCAAAGUACAUUCAUGGCUGAAUACUAUCUCGGAUGCUUGGAGUGCUGAUAACAAAGCUCUUAUUUUCGCCCUCUGCAACUGGCUGAUUGAAUCAACGACAGAAUUUGUGAGGAAGCAUUGCAAAGAGGUGAUUCCAAUGAGUGACAGUGAAAAAGUGGAUUCUUUUCUCAAAAUGGUGGAGAUGAUCAUGAGUGAUGCUUGCGCUGAUGAGGAAGCAAAAAAGAUACAGAAUGACAAAAAGAUUCUGAAGGGAUGGAUCAUAGGAGUUUUUAUGUUUUCUACUGUGUGGUCCAUUGGCGCUACUUGUGAUGAGCAAAGUCGAGAAAAAUUCAGUGAUUUUCUUAAGAUAUUGACAAUUGGUGAAAAUUCAAACUACCCAAUACCGACUGAAGUUGGAAUGAAAAUUGAUUGCACUUUUCCAAAAGAACUGUCUGUGUAUGAUUAUAAAUUCAUGAUAAGGGGCAGAGGUCAAUGGUUUUCUUGGAGAGACUCCAUAGUCCCUUUGACCACUACAAAUAUUAGCAUGAGAGACAUCAUAGUUCCCACUGUGGAUACAGUAAGAUCCUCUUACCUGAUGGAUCUUGGAAUACGUCACAAAAGACCUCUGUUACUCAUAGGUCCAACAGGAACAGGCAAAACAGCUUAUGUUCAAGAUAAGAUGAUGAAAGGACUUGAUAAGGAUGCUUUUAUACCUUCUUUUAUUGCUUUCUCCACACAAACUUCAGCUGGACAAGCUCAAGACAUGAUCAUGUCAAAACUGGAGAAAAAAAGGAAAGGUGUUUAUGGACCACCAUUUGGGAAAAAGUGUGUAAUAUUCAUCGAUGAUCUGAACAUGCCUGCUGUUGAAAUGUAUGGUGCACAACCUCCUAUAGAACUUUUGAGACAGUUUUUUGACCAUGGAAUAUGGUAUGAGAAAAAAGAGAAGUGCGAAAUCCGCCUUGUAGACACUCAGUUCAUAGGAGCGAUGGGUCUUCCUGGUGGAGCUCGUAACAAUAUAACGCCAAGACUCAUGCGCCACUUUGGUAUCAUAGGCGUCAAUCCUUUUAGUAUAUCGACUAUGAUCUCUAUUUUCUCUUCUGUGAUAAGCAUCUAUUUUAAGAACAAUCAUUUCCCCCCUGAAGCCCACCUGAUUGGUGAAACAAUAGUGAUGGCCACAGCCGACAUUUACAGCUCUGUCUUGAAACAUCUGCUGCCAACUCCAGCAAAGUCCCACUAUACAUUCAAUUUGAGGGAUUUUGCCAGAAUCAUUCAGGGCUGCUGUCUCAUCAAGAAAGAAUCGCUUGAAAAGAAAAAAAUACUCACCAGGUUAUGGGUGCAUGAAGUAUAUCGUGUCUUUUAUGAUCGUUUGACAGAUAAGGAAGACUGCGAUUGGCUGUUUCAACAAACAAGGGAGACAAUGGAAAUACAGUUCAAAGAAAACUUCAAUUCACUUUUCAAGCACUUGUGUUCUUCAGCAGAUUGGAAAGUGUGUGAUGAUGAUAUGAGAAAUUUAAUGUUUGGGACAUUUAUGCAGUACGAGGAGCCUGUUUCCGACAGGCGAUAUAACGAAGUGACAAGUGUCGAAGAUUUUCAAACGGUUGCCAACAAGUGCCUGGAAGAGUACAAUUCUAUCAGCAAAUCUCCCAUGAAUAUGGUUAUAUUUAGGUAUGUUCUGGAGCAUUUGUCUAGGAUUUGCAGAGUUCUAUCUAUGCCUGGUGGAAAUGCAUUGCUGGUGGGUGUUGGUGGUAGCGGGAGACAGUCAGUGACAAAACUCGCCUCGUUUAUUAAUGGACAGUGGCUGUUUCAACCAGAGAUAACGAAACACUAUGGUCUGAAUGAAUGGAGAGAGGAUAUCAAAAAAGUCAUGAAAUCUGCGGGUGCCGAAGGUAAGGGAACAGUUUUCCUGAUCACAGAUUCCCAAAUUAAAGAAGAAAGUUUCCUGGAAGAUAUAGAUAACUUACUCAACUCUGGAGAAGUCCCAAACCUUUUUGCUAUUGAUGAAAAACAAGAAAAAAUCGAGGCAGUACGCCCCCUGGUGGAGAAAGAGGAAGGUGCCGAUUUGUCUCCAUUGUCCCUCUUCUCUUAUUUUGUGAAGAGAUCGAGUGAGAAUCUACACAUAAUCAUCGCUAUGAGCCCAAUUGGUAACACGUUUCGAAUCAGACUGAGGCAGUUCCCCUCCCUCAUUAACUGCUGCACAAUAGACUGGUUUCAGGCAUGGCCAGAAGAUGCUCUGGAGAGAGUGGCUGAACACUCCUUCCGUGACAUGGAUUUGGCACCUGAAAUGCAAAUAAGUCUAGUACCAAUCUGUAAAUAUUUUCAUAUAAGAGCUCAAGAUUUAUCUACUCAGUUUUUUAAUGAACUUGGCCGCAACACGUACAUCACACCCACUUCAUAUUUGACAUUGAUUUCGUCUUUCAAGCAGCUCUUACAUGAGAAGCAGGAAGAGAUAAAAUCAUCCAUCCAGCGUUAUAAAGGUGGCCUGGGCCAACUUGAGUUCUUUUCUAUCACAAUCACAGGAAUGCAAAAGGACAUUGAAGAACUGAAACCCAAAUUAGUCAUUGCUCAACAAGAAGCUGAAGAGUUUAUUGAAAAAAUAAAAAGAGAGUCCCAAGAUGUUGAAAAGGUGAAAGCAGUUGUGAAUAAAGAUGAAGAGCAUGCGAGCGACAGAGCAAAGGAGUCAUCUGCUUUGAAAGAGGAGUGUGAGGCAGAUCUGGCUGAAGCUUUGCCUGCUCUUGAAGCUGCACUGGCUGCUUUGGACACAUUAAAACCAUCAGAUAUCACUCUAGUAAAAUCCAUGAAAAAUCCUCCCAAUGCUGUGAAAGUCGUUCUUGCUGCUGUGUGCAUCAUGCAGAACAUAAAACCAGACAGAGUGACUGAUCCAGGUACUGGAAGAAAAGUAAAUGAUUAUUGGGGACCAUCCAAAAAACUACUUGGGGACAUGGGAUUUCUUCAGUCUCUUAAGGAUUAUGAUAAAGACAACAUUGAUCCUGUAAUCAUGGAAAAAAUACGCGGUGAGUACAUCCACUUGCCAGAGUUCAAUCCUACAAAUGUUGCAAAAGCCUCUUCUGCUGCCGAAGGUCUCUGUCGUUGGGUUUUGGCUAUGGAAAUUUAUGACAGGACAGCUAAAGUUGUAGCACCCAAGAAAGCAAAACUGGCAGAAGCUGAGGAGCAACUAGAGCUGAUUAUGGAAUUGUUAAAUGCCAAACGUUCUGAACUGGCAGCUUUAGAAUCUAAACUGGCUGCUCUAAAAAAAGAUUGUGAUGAAUCAAUACAAAAGAAAAAAGAUUUAGAAGCGCAAACUGCUUUAUGUGAAAUUAACUUACAAAGAGCUGAAAAACUACUUGGAGGCUUAGGAGGUGAAAGGAUGAGAUGGGCAAACGAGGCCAAGAGUCUUGAAGUGAAAUUAGGGAACUUAUCAGGUGAUGUCCUCCUGGCAUCCGGAGUCAUUGCUUAUCUUGGACCUUACACUUCACAUUACAGGAGUCAAUGCAUUGAGGAUUGGGUCAGAUAUUGCAUCAAACAUAGAAUUCCAUGCACUAGAAAAUUUUCAUUGAGUGAAACUCUUGGAGAUCCUGUAAAAAUACAGUUUUGGAAUUUGAAUGGUCUGCCCAGAGACGCUUUUUCUACUGAUAAUGGUGUCAUCGUAGAAUAUGGAAAGAGAUGGCCCCUCAUGAUAGAUCCGCAGGGUCAAGCAACCAAGUGGGUGAAGAAUAUGGAGAGUAACUUGGCGGUCGUGAAUCUCACUGACCCUGAUCUCCUUCGGACACUGGAGAACAGCUUACAAUUUGGGUGGCCAGUUCUGUUGGAAAAUGUGGGGGAGGUAUUGGAUCCUUCUUUGGAGCCACUUCUUCUCAAGAAAACCUUCAAACAAGGUACUAUGGACAUGGUACAGAUUGGAGAUACUGUUGUGGAGUUCAACAAAGAUUUUCGCCUGUACAUCACAACCAAGCUACGAAAUCCCCAUUAUUUGCCCGAGAUUUCAACCAAAGUAUCACUACUAAACUUCAUGAUAACUCCUGAAGGUUUAGAAGAUCAACUCUUGGGCAUUGUUGUAGCUCAAGAAAGGCCAGACUUGGAGGAAGCUCGCCAGCAGCUGAUUGUGCAGACAGCUGCGAAUGAGAAGUCUCUGAAAGAGCUUGAAGACAAGAUCCUCUACACCUUGGCACAGUCAGAGGGGAGCAACAUUUUGGAGAAUGAAGAGGCCACAAAUAUUCUGGAUUCAUCAAAGUUUCUUGUGGAUGACAUCAAAGCAAAGCAAAAGAUUGCUGAUGAAACCACUGCAAAUAUCAAUGAGUCUCGACUUUUGUACCAACCUGUUGCUCAAAGAUCCUCUGUUCUGUUCUUCUCCAUAACAGACCUUCCCAACGUUGAUCCUAUGUACCAGUACUCUCUUAACUGGUUCAUCAACUUGUUUUUGAGAGCCAUUCAACAAAGUGAGAAGUCGGAUGACUUAACUCAGCGACUGCAGAAUCUCAGUGACUAUUUCACGUACAGUUUGUACUGCAAUAUAUGCAGAUCCUUAUUUGAAAAGGACAAGUUGCUCUUCUCCUUUGUACUCUGCUGCAAUUUGCUGAUGUCAGAUAGAAAAUUAGAAAAAACAGAAUUUAAAUUUUUUCUAACUGGGGGUGUUGGACUGGAAAAUACAACGCCAAAUCCUGCUUCAGCAUGGUUGCAAGAUAAAUGCUGGGAUGAAUUGUGCAGAUUAUCAGAUUUUAAAGUAUUCCAUGGCUUGAAAGAUGAAUUUAUGUCUACUGCAGAAUCCUGGAAAGAAAUUUCUAACUCUAAAGACCCACAAAGCAUUCCACUGCCUGGUAUUUGGGAAGAAAAACUCUCCCUUUUUCAAAGACUCUUGCUUUUGAGGUGUUUAAGAUUUGAUAAGAUCGUGCCGAUGGUAACAAAAUUUGUAUCUACAAACCUUGGCAAGAAAUUUGUGCAGCCUCCUCCUUUUAAUUUACCCGAGAGCUACAAUGAUUCUGGUUGCACCAUCCCUCUCCUCUUUGUUCUGUCUCCAGGAGCUGAUCCAAUGGCAGCUCUCCUCACAUUUGCUGAAGACAAAGGUUUCAGUGGAGACAAGUUUUCUGCCAUUUCACUUGGACAAGGGCAGGGACCAGUCGCAGAAACUAUGAUCAAGGAUGCCAGAGAGAGAGGCUCAUGGGUUGCACUUCAAAAUUGUCACCUAGCUGUGUCUUGGAUGCCUGAAUUAGAAAAAAUCUGCAACAAUCUAACUGAAGAAAAUACUCAUCUAGACUUUCGUCUUUGGCUAACCAGUUAUCCGUCUGCCAAGUUUCCUGUGUCAGUGUUACAAAGCAGUGUCAAGAUGACCAAUGAACCUCCCACUGGCUUGAAACAGAACUUGCUACAGUCUUAUUUGGGUACUCCUAUAAGUGACACAGACUUCUUCAAUGGAUGUGGAAACAAAAACACAGAAUUUCACAAACUUAUGUUCGGCCUAUGCUUCUUCCAUGCGCUCAUUCAAGAGCGGAAAAAGUUUGGUCCGAUCGGCUGGAACAUUCCUUACGGCUUUAAUGAAUCGGACUUAAGAAUAUCUCUUCAACAACUUCAGAUGUUUGUCAAUGAGUACAGUGAGGUGCCUUUUGAGGCAAUCACCUACAUGGUCGGAGAAUGCAAUUACGGUGGUAGGGUCACCGACGAUUGGGAUAGGCGCUGCCUACUUACACUCUUAGUAGACUUUUGCAAUCCAAGCAUCAUUGAGGAGGGUCAGUACAAGCUUUCUGUAUGUGGUGAUUAUAUGGUACCCAAUGUAGAUGUCUAUGAAGACAUUCUGAAGCUCAUUCGAAAAUUUCCUGCAACUCAAGAGCCUGAAGUGUUUGGUAUGCAUGAAAAUGUGGACAUUACAAGAGAGCUGCAGGAGAGUCGAAAACUGCUCGACAACAUCUUACUGAUUGAAGGAUCAGGCGGAAUGUCAGAGGGUGAUACUACUGAGCACCAGUUAAUUGGCAUUGCAGAGGAUAUUUUGUCCAAGCUACCAGAGAAUUUCAAUUUGGAGAGAGCUGGUGAAAAAUAUCCCGUUUGUUACGGUGAGAGCAUGAAUACGGUUCUCGUUCAAGAAAUGGAGAGAUUUAAUAAGCUGCUUACAGUUAUCCGUACAUCUCUGUUACAAUUACAAAAAGCCUUAAAAGGCAUGAUCGUGAUGUCUUCAGAACUGGAAGCUUUAACAGGAAGUCUUUUGAUUGGACGACUCCCAGUCAUGUGGGCUUCUUCGUCUUACCCGUCACUGAAACCCCUGGGAAGCUACAUCAAUGAUUUCUUGCAGAGAUUGCAGUUUUUACAAAACUGGUAUGACAAUGGAAAGCCACCUGUGUUUUGGAUAUCUGGCUUUUAUUUCACUCAGGCUUUUCUGACAGGUGCCAUGCAGAACUACGCAAGGAAAUACAAAAUACCCAUUGACCAACUAGCUUUUGAAUAUGUGGUCUUGAGAGCUGAGGCCUCAGAUACUGCACCUGAUGAUGGUGUUUACAUCAUUGGUUUAUUCUUAGAUGGUGCAAAGUGGGAUAUAAAAAGAAAUCUAUUAGCUGAACAAGAUCCUAAAGUUCUCUCAUAUUCUAUGCCUAUUAUUUGGCUUCUACCAGACAUGAAAGCAAACAUAGUGGAAGGGCAACGCUACAAGUCUCCACUAUAUAAGACAAGUGAAAGAAGGGGCACUUUGUCAACUACAGGUCACUCUACAAAUUAUGUUCUACAUUUUCUCCUCCCUACAGACAAACCACCAGAACAUUGGAUAAAAAGAGGAACUGCACUACUCUGCCAACUGGACAACUGAAACCCCUCCUUUUUUUUAAACCAUCCGUGUGUAAAUUAGUAUUUAUUCAUGUAAAAGAAAAUAAAUGUGAUGUGAGUAUAUAAUAAGACUUAUUUGCAUUGAGUAUUGAUUUUCUACUAAAUUAUAGUAAAUUUUCCUAUUA